Molecule: messenger RNA, 780 nt
Organism: Lottia gigantea (owl limpet)
Lineage: Eukaryota; Metazoa; Mollusca; Gastropoda; Lottiidae
Exons: 8
Coding region: 1-780 (259 amino acids)
Source: RefSeq, a predicted model, not a curated record
AUGAAGCGAAUAAAAGUACGUAGAAUAUGUUUAACUAAAAGGAGAGCUUUAGAUUUUGGUUACGGUAAAUUAAUAGAUGACGAAAUUCAAGAUGGCGACAGUUCAGAAUUAGUAUCUGCUGAUAAAAGAUACGCACGUUUAUCGUAUUUUCGCCAACCAAAAUCCAGAUAUAGAUGGGGCUACAGAAGAUCUCGAUACUCAAGUUCAAGGAACCAUUGGGAUUAUCUACCUGACAGAAAUUGUUUCAGGAACCGUUGCCGCUCAAAAUAUGACUGCUGUAAACGAUACAGUACUUGCGACCCCAGUGCGAAAAUCUGUUACGACUGCUGGUACGGACAUCCGUGUUCAAGAAAUUCAGACUGUUGUAUGCGAUUUCCGCGUUGCAGUGCCGCUACAAUGAAUACCCUAGUGUGUUUAGUGGUUCUCUCCUCGAUUAUGUUUAUCAGCUUUGAUGCAGUGGAACACAACAGACAGAUUGGUGACUUAAGAAUAAGAUUCAUAUCGGGCACAUUUCAAGUAUACUGCAGGGAAACAGGCACAAACGUUGAGUGGGCUCUCAAUGAGAGUAACACAAUAAACUGUUUUAAUUGUAAAUGCAGUGCUGCUAAUAGUGGUAUCAAAUGCACAGGAAUAGGGUAUCAAGAUGGGGCUGUCCCUCCAACAGGAUGUAUGAAAAGAGCUCUACAAGAUUUUGAAAUGCAAGCUCCUGUUUGGGCUUAUGGAGACGGCAAACGCCAUGAAGUGUACAGGGAGGGAGGGGGUUGUUUGCGGCAUCUAUAG